AUGCAAAAAAUAGGCACGUGUUUAUAUAUUGGAGAGGUCAAAUACACAAGAGGUGCCAUUCACCGCUUUGUAAAAAAAACCGAAAGGAAUAAUCUUAUUAAUCCUUUAUUUUUCGUACACAAUUUUUGUAAUAAAAAAACAUAUCAACAAAAGGAUCUGAAUAGUAUCGUAUCUUAUGAAAGGAAACACAAUUGCAGAUUGUGCAAAGGAGAAAACAAUUAUUCUUCUAUCAAUGAAAAAGAAAAGAAUGAAAUAUGUUUUGAAAAAAUGAAAGAAAAAAACAACUCGGGGUUUCAUUUAAUUAAGCAAAAUAUAUCAAAUGGAAAAAACAAUUGUCUUAAUUCUACAAAUAAAAAAGGAGAAACAAAAUCUUGCAUGAAUGAUAUAAAUGGAAUGGACAUUCAAAAUAAUGGAGAAAAUCUUCAAAUGGGAGCUCAAAAUAAAAUAACACUUGAUGAAAUAAUAGAUUUAGAACUAUCGGAUACAUGGUCAAAAAGAACAUUAAUUUUAAAUUUCAAAAAUAAUAUAUUCGAAAUUAUUCUAAAUAGACCAGAAAAAUUAAAUGCUAUCAAUAAAGACAUGAUUAACGGUUUGCUAAAUAUUAUAAAAAGUUUAAAUAAUGAUGAUAGGUGCCAUAUGAUUAUAAUUAGAAGUGUCAACACAAAGUGUUUUUGUUCUGGUUCUGACGUUAAGGACAUUGUCCAAAAUAAGGAAAAAGGAAUGCAACAUAUGAAACAACUUUAUAUGUACAUUAAUUAUAUGUCAAAAAUGAAAAAAGCUGUCUUGUGUAUAUGGAAUGGCUACGCUAUGGGAGGGGGAUUAGGCAUUUCUAUGUAUGCAAAAUUUAGAGUAAUAAAUAAAAAUACAAUAUUUGCAAUGCCAGAAAAUAAAAUUGGAUUUUUUCCUGAUAUUAGUUGUUGCUACUUUUUUAAGAAAUAUUUUGGAAGGAAUAUUGGUUUGCAUCUGGGGUUGACUUCCCUACGUUUGAAUGAAGCAGAUUUGGUGAAUUUUAAAAUAUGCAGUAAUUAUAUUGAAGAUGUAGAUGUACUGCUCAACGAAUUUUACAAUAUUAAAAAGACGAAUCAAGCUGAUUUCGAUACUAAACUUUUUCACAUACUAAGUAAAUAUCCCCCGAAUAAACUUAAUGCAGAAACAAAACCAGUACUAACACAAGAUCUAAUUGACAACAUCAACAGGUAUUACAAUUCAGCCAAUAGUUUAGAUGACUUAAUAAACAAUUUGAAAAAAGAUGAGGAUAAUCAUUUUUGUCUACAAACCCUAAAUUGUAUUAGCGAGAAUUGCUAUUCUAGCGCGAAACUCUGGUUUUCUUAUUUCCUUUAUAAUUAUGAUAAGCCCUUAGAAGAGGUAUUAGACAACGAUUUUAAAAUUACUCAAUAUUUCUUGUAUCACACCAAAACGUUUGAAAAAGGUGUAACUGAAAUGCUUGUGAAAAAAAAUAAAUCCUUUAAGUGGAGCUCAGAACGAGAAAAUAAUGAUAUGCCGAUGGAGGAGGGAAAUGUUGAGAAUAUAUUAAUGAACAGUAGUUUGAUGUCAAUCCGAGAGGAGUUCAUAUGA
Molecule: messenger RNA, 1575 nt
Organism: Plasmodium gonderi
Lineage: Eukaryota; Apicomplexa; Aconoidasida; Haemosporida; Plasmodiidae
Product: 3-hydroxyisobutyryl-coenzyme A hydrolase
Exons: 1
Coding region: 1-1575 (524 amino acids)
Biological process (GO): L-valine catabolic process
Molecular function (GO): 3-hydroxyisobutyryl-CoA hydrolase activity
Source: RefSeq, a predicted model, not a curated record